UCACUUUGCUCAACAGCGGUUUUUGUUUGUCAUCAUUUUGGUAGUGAACAUUUCGGUCGAUCACAGUUUUUCCUCAAUUUUCAUCGAAAAAUGGCCCUAGCUGAUGUGUGCGGUCUUCCCGGCGGAAGCCUGAUGUCCGGUGGACCGAUGGAUCAUCAAUUCUUCCAGCGGGACCUCGCUCUGAACAGUCAGAAUCUGCACAACAGUUUCUCCCUAGCGGUUCCACCGUUCCAAGAGCCGGCGCAGAAUCUGGCCAAACUGCAGGCCCAUGGCGAAGCGAGUGGAAUCAAGAUGGAAUUCGACCACGGUACCACGACGCUCGGGUUCCGGUUCCAGGGCGGAGUCAUCCUGGCUGUGGAUUCCCGUGCCACCGGUGGCCAAUUCAUCGGCUCGCAGACCAUGAAGAAGAUUGUGGAGAUCAACGAUUACCUGCUGGGAACGCUGGCCGGAGGUGCCGCCGAUUGCGUCUACUGGGAUCGGGUGCUGGCCAAGGAGUGUCGCAUCUACGAGCUGCGGAACAAGGAGCGGAUUUCGGUAGCCGCCGCCAGCAAAAUCAUGUCCAACAUUGUGUACUAUUACAAGGGCAUGGGUCUCAGCAUGGGCAUGAUGUUGGCCGGCUACGAUAAGCGGGGUCCCCAGCUGUACUACAUCGAUUCGGAAGGCACACGCACCCCGGGUAAGGUGUUCUCCGUUGGUAGCGGUUCCAUCUACGCCUAUGGUGUUUUGGAUUCCGGAUAUCGGUGGGAUUUGAAGGAUGAGGAAGCCCAGGAUUUGGGUCGUCGGGCGAUCUACCACGCAACCCAUCGCGAUGCGUACUCCGGCGGUAUCGUUCGGGUGUACCACAUCAAACCAACCGGAUGGGUCAACAUUUCCAACCAGGACUGUAUGGAUCUGCACUUCAAGUACCAGGACGAGAAGCAGCAGAAGUUUGGAUCGUAAAUUUGCAAAUCGUGUUCGAUGAUUAAUUAUUAAUAUUAAUGCUUGGCACUGUAGCUCUACGGGGCAGAAAGGAAUACAUAAAUUUGGUAAUUUA
Molecule: messenger RNA, 1033 nt
Organism: Aedes albopictus (Asian tiger mosquito)
Lineage: Eukaryota; Metazoa; Arthropoda; Insecta; Diptera; Culicidae
Gene: Prosbeta5
Product: proteasome subunit beta type-5
Exons: 3
Coding region: 91-939 (282 amino acids)
Cellular component (GO): proteasome core complex
Molecular function (GO): threonine-type endopeptidase activity
Source: RefSeq, a predicted model, not a curated record